This is a messenger RNA of Lingula anatina, 867 nucleotides long. Its product is annotated as mitrocomin-like. The record is from RefSeq and is a predicted model, not a curated record. Lineage: Eukaryota; Metazoa; Brachiopoda; Lingulata; Lingulida; Lingulidae.
AUGGAUAUCCCGCAACGGGCUUCACCUGGGAUUUCCAAGAUUUUUCCAACCAACCUGAGGAAUGGUAAACCGACCCUUGAUAUCCCAACUGAAUGCUCCAAGGAUGUCUUUGAUAUAAUGGAUGCCAACGGAGAUGGCCUUGUUUCGAUUGACGAGUUUGCAGAGGGGUUUCUUGAGUUUUGGUUUUCAGAAGAUCCAAAUAACAUCUACAACCAAGCGUAUGGGCCACUCCUUGGGGGAGUUGGUCCACGUUUUGAUGGGAUUGGUUCUCCUCCUCUGCAUUGCACACUCAUGUCACAGUUGAUCAGUAAGAUGCCAACCGACUACCCACUAUUGACUGGAUCAGCACACUGGAAACGAAAAGCUCGAACGAUUUUCCAGCGUUUGGAUGCCAACGCCGAUGGGUACAUGACCAAGGAAGACUUUGUGAUUACUGCUCAGAACCUUAUAGAUUUUUUGGGGGUCAAAGGCGAAAAAGUUGAGCACAUUAUGAACCGACGCCUUGAACUCUGGGCAGCGAUUGCUGGAGACAAAACACGUCUCUCCGAGGAUGAAUACUGUAGCAGCUGUCUGUCAUUGGUGAAUGAAAGACACUUCCGACUGGAGUUAUGCUAUACUUUCAUUUGCACGGAGUUCAAUACGAUUGAUAUCGAUAGUGAUGGGUUUAUAUCCAAGGAAGAGCAUGCUGCUUAUUUUCACAGUGUCAACAUCCCAACUACAUACUCCAAGGACAACUUUGCUAUACUGGACACCGACGGAGAUGGUCUUGUUUCAAUUGACGAGUUUGCUGAAAGUUAUCUCGAGUUUUGGUUGACCGAAGAUCCAAAUAACAUUUACAACCAGAACUAUGGGCCCCUCGUUGAUUGA